Messenger RNA from Talaromyces stipitatus ATCC 10500, 1188 nucleotides. RefSeq lists its product as uncharacterized. Gene Ontology annotation, molecular function: oxidoreductase activity. Bases 100 to 1188 code for a protein of 362 amino acids. The transcript is spliced from 2 exons. The record is from RefSeq and is a predicted model, not a curated record. NCBI's taxonomy places the organism in Eukaryota, Fungi, Ascomycota, Eurotiomycetes, Eurotiales, Trichocomaceae.
CCGCCUUGGAUCGUCUAAAGACAGACCCCAUCACAGUUGCCUAUCUAUCUUUCCCCUCUUUCUGUUCUGAAAUUUGAUAUUCUCUAUCCAAUCGUCAAGAUGUCACUGGCUUCACAGACCCCCAGGUCGACGUCCUGUCUUCUACGCCUGGCCGGCUAUACUACCCGUGCCAGCGGCUCUACGGCUCUCAGAUCAACUUCUAGACCCAUGCUGCGCUUGCUGCACGAAUUCCAAUCUCCCCUCAAGACAUCUGUUGCUUCACUAGAGUCCGGAGACUCCGGAUUGGAUACAUCCUUUCCCUUACAAGAGUUCACUUUCCUGCAGAACCUCAUCAAGAACACGCCUCUCUUCCUCCAACCAUCCAAGCGGAAAGUGGACGAAUUCCAAUUUCCCCUAGGAACCACAUUCAAGGCUUCCUCACGGGAGAUCGGCCUCGAAAUGAAGGAUGCAUUUGCACAGGCCUUGAGGGAGUACGGUAUCAUUGCUAUCGAGCUGGGAUUCGACGAUCCCAAGAGUCACUUUAUGCUCGAGGUGGUGGAGGCGAUGGGCUGUACGCCUGACACGCACUCCAGUACGGAGGGUGCCUUGUGGGACAUUACCUACCGACCCAGCGGUGUCAUCAGCCAGAAAACCGCAGGCAGCGUGGUCAGCCGCUCCCACUCCCUGGGCGAAUUCGCCUGGCACACCGACGGCAGCUUCGAAGCCAAACCGCAGCGAUUUUUUGGUCUGCACAUCAUUCACCCAGACAAGCUCGGUGGAGGCAUUUUCCGCGUCCUCCCCGUCAACGAUCUUGUUAAGCUGCUGUCCCCGGUCUCGCUUGAAGCUCUCCAUAACCACGAGUUCGAGAUUCAAGUUCCCCCUGAGUUCUACAAGGGGACAGCCACGAAUAGGGGUAAAUUACUGUCCAUCGAUCCGGAGACUGGCCGGUACCUUGUGCGCUUCCGUCGUGAUAUUCUCGCCAAUCCUCCCAGUGAUGAUCCCGUUGCCAAUACGGCCGUUGCUGAGCUCAAUGCUAUCCUCGAGAAACCAGAUAACGUGGGACAGACCUUCUCUGAGGAUAUCUUCAAGGAGAACGUUAUCAUCCUGAUGGAUAAUGCGCGGUUCUUGCACUGUCGCACCGAGAUCAAGGAUCCUAGACGCCUCCUGAGACGGGUGCGUUUCAAUGGCACCCCUGGAGUGCGGAAGUAG